UGAUGGUGGGUCAUUGCACAGGGGAUUCCGUGUGACAGAUCAUAAGUCGAAUAAUUGUUUCUGGGAAGAAGAUUGAAAAGAACAAGACUGACGACGAUGACUUGAGAGCGCUGGGAGGAGUAUCAAACUUGAAGUCUGUCUGUCUUACAAACAACCAGGAGAAAGCUACUAAAUCUAUGAAACCAUGCUCGUGGUGCUUGCUUAAGACCAUAAAUAUCCUUGCGCAAACGACACAUAUGAUUAGAAAACUGAGGAUGAUGCCAUCCAAAACUGUUGAUAAGGUUUCCGAGGCCGGUUUGGAAGAUGCCGAAAGGGUUGUGAUGCAUGAAAAAGAUUUGAAGUUAAAUGACGUUGUCAUCAAAUGUGCGGUCAUAAACGGUAAGACACUAAAGCUAGCUGUGAAACCAUUUAAGUUCGUGCACGCGAGUGUGAUUAGAGUGGAUACCUCCCUUCGACUUACAGAUGAUUUGGAUAGGAAAGGCCUUACUUUCACGGCCAAAUGUCUCGAUGGGAUGCCGGGAGUUACUAAGAAAAAAGGUGAGGUUUGUUUCGACUCAAAGUUCACUUCUCCUUUCCGAGCUUUCUUUGGACUUUAGAUUAGGAACUCCUAAUAUUCUGUUGUAGUAGCUUGAUUUAUUGUGUGAACUUUAUUUUUGAUCCUACUGUAUUUGGGUCCAAAAUGUUGAUUUGGGAGGAGGGAAUGUUUGAUUUUGUGGUAUCCUAUAUACUGGGAUAUGCACUUUGCUUGUAACAUUGAAUUGUUAUUUUCUUGAGUGUUAAUAUAUACUUACAUUUCAUCCAAAAAAAAAACUAAGGAUGAAUAAAACCACGAGGUUGAUGCAUAUAGUCUUCUUCUGUAAGAUAACCAUGCAAAAAUGCAUUUUUAACAUCAAGCUGACGUAUAACCCA
This is a messenger RNA of Cuscuta epithymum, 909 nucleotides long. Lineage: Eukaryota; Viridiplantae; Streptophyta; Magnoliopsida; Solanales; Convolvulaceae. The record is from the annotation of a GenBank genome assembly.